This is a messenger RNA of Prosopis cineraria, 1640 nucleotides long. RefSeq lists its product as uncharacterized. NCBI's taxonomy places the organism in Eukaryota, Viridiplantae, Streptophyta, Magnoliopsida, Fabales, Fabaceae. The coding region runs from base 136 to 1185 and encodes 349 amino acids. The transcript is spliced from 4 exons. The record is from RefSeq and is a predicted model, not a curated record.
AACGCACAAAUCAAAACCCACCCGAAAAAAGCCAGCGAAUGAUAUCGCUUUCGAUUCCAGAGGCAUCUCUCUGGCGAUAUCCAUUCAUCUACCAUUCUACUCUCUCUCCAUUCUGAUAUCACCAACCAGUCAGCCAUGCCUCCACGUUCUUCUUCUUCCAGGAAGAAAUCAAACAGACAGCUCAGAAAAGCUAACAAGCACUUCACUUCACAACCCAACCACCAUUCUUCGUCUGCUCUUCAAUCCCAAGGCGAGGUUGAUCUGGGAAUCCUCAGGGACCGAAAUGGGCGAAAUAGGAAUUAUGCUCUGAGACCCAACAGUAAUAAGUGUCAGUUUUCGGUAGUUGAAGAGAAGAAGAACAAGGGGUUUUCUGUCACUGCAGGUCAUAACGAAAUGGAAGGAUCGGUGGAAGAGACCCAAAAAGUAGAAGAAUCUCACAGUGAAGAUAAGCAGGUGGUUGGUGUUGAUGAAGAAAACGUCAAAACAAUUGUUGAAUCUGCUGUUGCUGAAACCCAACAAGGUGAAGAAGAAGAAAAAGAAGUUUCAAACAGUGUGAAACAGAGCCAGGAGGAGGAGAGUAGUUCACUUGUUGAACCAGAGAAGACCAAAGAUGCUUCUGAUCUUAUUGUUGAAGAUAUAAAAGUACUAGAAGCAGAAUUGAAGCACAAGGCGAGUCAGGAGAAAGAAGCAGCUUUUCAAGAGACUCAGCUUCCUUCAGAGCCAGCUUUAGAGGCUGAAGCCUCAAGAGAAACUGAAGAAGCAGUUGAAGCAAAAACUGAAGCUGAUGAUGCAAAUAAAUCGGCUUCUUUCGAGGAGAAAAAGGAAUCAUCCUCGGUCGAAACAAACGAGGCAGCGUCGAAGAUCAGUGACUCUUCUGUGCCUGAAACUGAAACUGAUGUGAAACCAGAAGAAACUGGAGAAACAAAGUUACCAGCUGAAGAACAGAAAGUAGAGGAAUCAACAGUUGUCAAAGAAUCAUCAAAAGAAGAAGAAGAAGAAGAAGCUAAAGAAUCUUUGCCACCUUCAGAUGUAGCUACUGCUGAAACCACUAGUGCCACAACGCAGGAAAAGACUGAAAUGCCUACAAGCGCUGAAUCUCAGCAAAUCACUGAAACUCAGGCUCCACAAGAACACGCGUCUUGGUGGAGAAGCUGCUGUGGAAUUUUUGACAUUCUAAGCCGGUGAUAGAUCAGAUAAGCAGUGAGCAGAUCAUCUUCAAAAGAAGACACUGAGCAUGAUCCGUUGGAUGUAAUGUCAGACUUUUCAGGGGCAAAGCUUCUUUGCUCAUGGAUGGAUGAUUUCAGAGUCAGAUUGAGAGGCAUAUUUUUCCAGGUGUGAGAGUGAGUGUGUUUUACUUUGAGAAGGGAAUUAUAUUCAUUUCAUUUGAGUCGUAGUGUGAAUGUGUUGAACUGAGAAUUUCUUUACAUAAAUAUUUCUCUGCUGCUGCAUUUUUAUGUUAUGUAUCAUUCUUUAAUGUUUGUGUUGCAACUUGCAAUGGAUUGAAUUUGAUCGUGACUUUUUCUUCCUGACUUUAUGUAAUUUUUAUGUUAUGUAUCAUUCUUUAAUGUUUGUGUUGCAACUUGCAAUGGAUUGAAUUUGAUCGUGACUUUUUCUUCCUGACUUUAUGUAAUUUGGCUGUC